CAGGAGGCGGCAACCUUCUGUGGAAACGACCUGGUGUUGGAGAAAAGAACCCCACAAGACAGGCACAUGACGUCACCAAACAGCAACAUGGUGGUCGAGUUUCAUUCAGACUUCUCAAAUGGUGAACCUUUUCUUGGAUUCGUUGCACAUUACCAAGCUACAGAUGUCAAUGAGUGUUUGGUAAACAAUGGCGGGUGUGAGCAAGUGUGUCAUAACUUCGAAUCUGGAUAUUACUGUUCAUGUCGACUGUAUUACCAGCUACAGCCAGAUAAUCACCACUGCAAAGUUUCUUGCAGGGAUAUUGUUUAUACCUCAGAUGAAGAUGAGUUCCAGACUCCUGACUAUCCUGACGAUUAUCCGCCGAAUGCUGAUUGUAACUGGCUGAUAAAUGUCGACAUCGGAUACUCCAUCAACAUUGUGUUUUAUACAUUCCAGAUAGAAUCACAUCCAACUGUACUCUGUCCUUACGACUAUGUCAAGAUUGUUUAUGACAAUGAGGUUAGAGGGCCACUCUGCGGCGAGUUGCCAACUGAUCUACCGUUAAGUAUCACUACAAUUGGGAACGUAGCCAAUGUGACGUUUCAUUCUGAUGACUCGGAACAGCGAAUGGGAUUCCGUGCCCGGUAUUACGUCACAGGGCGAUCUUGUUCACCACUACACCCUCCUACAUAUGGCUGGAUAUCAGGAAGUAACUUUACCAUUCGAUACACUGUAACAUUCAGCUGUAUGGAUGGUUAUUAUAUUCAAGGAUCCAGGUCAAGGUCAUGUAAAUCAGAUGGUUCAUGGUCUGGUGUCCAACCUGUCUGUAAUAUGGUAACUUGUGACGUCCCACAGCCCAUCAGUAACGGUGAGAUCUUGUACUACUCCGGUAGGAAUUUCAGCUACUCCAACUCCAUUGGUUUUGUGUGUAACGAUUAUUAUGAAAUAGACGGACCGAGUUCGAGUCAAUGUGGUAUACACGGAACAUGGACGCCGGAGCCGCCAGUGUGUGAACCAAUAUGUGGUGAGAGUUCUAUUCCUCCACGGAACCAUCCUAACGGUGGACGUAUUACCGGUGGUCGUGAGGCUACACCAGGCUCAUGGCCAUGGCAAGUACUCCUUAUGAUCAACGCCCCUCGGUAUGACAUCUUUGAUAACUCCAUCUGUGGUGGCUCUGUUCUGAAUGAGGAAUGGAUUAUGACUGCUGCUCACUGUGUCACAGGGAGCUACGAAGAAAGACCAAGAUUCUACGGCCAUGAAAUACCCAUAGAUACCGUGGACAUAGCACUGGGACUUCACAAGAGAACAAUGCCCACUGAAAACACUAUUGUUAGAUCUGUUCGUGAAAUCAUCAAGCAUCCAAACUUUGAUCGUUCAACCUACGAGUCCGAUAUAGCAUUAAUUCAUCUCAAUGAAUCCAUCCAAUUCAAUGACGUCAUACGACCAAUCUGUCUCCCACCACAAAGCACACACUUUAAGGUGGAUGACGACGAACGCGUUUACAUCCCUAACGUAGCCGACGAGGAUACAACGGCGGUUGUGAUUGGCUGGGGACGGCUGGAUCUGAACAGACCGACCUCUAAUGUGUUGCGAGAGGUACACGUCGGUGUUGAUGUACCGCGGGUAUUAUGUAACGCGAAACUACCUCAAACUGUGACUCGUAACAUGGUUUGCGCAGGACCCAGAGAAGGUGGGCGUGACGCUUGUAAGGGAGAUAGUGGGGGCCCAUUAAUGCUUCGAGAUGCUACUACCAAUCGCUACUUUUCAUAUGGAAUGGUAUCGUGGGGAGACGGAUGCGCAAAUGAAGGCAAGUUUGGUGUGUAUGUGCGCAUGGAGAACUUUGUGAAUUGGAUCCAAUCACAGAUCGUUGUUGAGCGUUAAAGAAAGGAUGUUGUGUCGAUUACAAUCUUUAAAAAUCCUUUCUUUCUUCUCUACUUUCUUGUCUGGUGCUUUUUGUUCGUUUGUGGUUGUCUGCUUGUCUGCUUUAUUUGUUGCUAUUUUUUAGUAUGUGCCUUUCUUUCUUUGUAAUUUGCUAUUAAUAUCUGUUGAAAUUUCUGUCUGUGGACGUUCAUUAAUCAUACAUAUUUAUACGAGUAAUUUAUUAAAACAUCCG
This is a messenger RNA of Asterias rubens (European starfish), 2092 nucleotides long. RefSeq names its product mannan-binding lectin serine protease 1-like. Gene Ontology annotation, cellular component: extracellular region. The transcript has 9 exons. NCBI's taxonomy places the organism in Eukaryota, Metazoa, Echinodermata, Asteroidea, Forcipulatida, Asteriidae. The record is from RefSeq and is a predicted model, not a curated record. Gene Ontology annotation, biological process: proteolysis; complement activation. Bases 67 to 1860 code for a protein of 597 amino acids. Gene Ontology annotation, molecular function: calcium ion binding; serine-type endopeptidase activity.